This is a messenger RNA of Laetiporus sulphureus 93-53, 1617 nucleotides long. Its product is annotated as carotenoid oxygenase. Bases 1 to 1617 code for a protein of 538 amino acids. Gene Ontology annotation, biological process: carotene catabolic process. The transcript is spliced from 3 exons. Gene Ontology annotation, molecular function: carotenoid dioxygenase activity. Lineage: Eukaryota; Fungi; Basidiomycota; Agaricomycetes; Polyporales; Laetiporaceae. The record is from RefSeq and is a predicted model, not a curated record.
AUGGCCUCGUGUGCAGCAGGCUUCGAGAACGCCCCUGAACAGCGCACACCAAUCGACCUCGACAUACAUGGAUCAAUGCCACCAUGGCUCAGCGGAGUCCUGUACCGCACUGGUCCGGGCACCACCCGCAUUCCGACCACCGCAGACCCGUCUAAGACGGUCGAUAUCCAGCACUGGUUCGACGGGCUUGCCAUGCACCAUCGUUUCGAGAUAUAUCCCGGUGGACAGCGCGUCUCGUACCGCUCGCACAAAGGUGCGGAAGAUUUCGAGAAACGCAUCGCCGACGCUGGCAGUUAUCCCGGCUUCUCCUUCGGACAGAAGGGAGACCCUUGUCAGGGUAUCUUCCGCAAGUUCUUCACCGUGUUUCGGACUCUGCGCGAUAUGAAUGUACCCGCAAUGCAAACGCCUUCUGGACAGAGCGUUUCGGUGACUCUUACUCCAGACAUGCCUGGAUGGAAGGUAGAUCAUCUGAACCUUCCGUCCCCGUCCUCCGGACCUCGGUACCUUGUAGCGAAGACAGACGCCGACAUCCUCCAGCUGCUUGACCCUAUUACGCUCGAGCCCCUUGUCGGUGCAACAUACAAGGACUUGGACCCCAGACUUGACGGCCCCCUAUCCGCUGCGCACUCAUGCCGCGACCACGAAACGGGAGACUUCUACAAUUAUUCCUGCAAGAUUGGUGGCCGUUUCCCGACCUACAAGAUAUUCAGGAUCAGUGGGAAGGACGGUAAAGUGGACAUUCUGGCGGAGGUCAAAGACGCGCCUCCGUCGUACAUCCACUCAUUCGCAAUGACCGAGCGAUUCGUCAUACUUUGCGUCUGGCAAGCUCACAUCACGCAAUAUGGGAUGUCGCUUGUAUUGAACAAGAACGUUGCAGAGUCCAUAGACUACAACUGGAACCCGAAGGCAGACACUCUAUUCUACGUUGUUGAUCGCAACAAUGGCGGACUUGUCGGCAAAUACAAGACGCCUCCAUUCUUCUGCUUCCAUCACCUGAACGCCUUCGAUGAUCCUGACACCGGCGAUAUUGUCAUUGACAUGUCUGUCUACUCCGAUAACAAUGUCAUCAACCUGCUUUAUCUCGACAAGCUGCGGAAUCUCAACAUGGAGAACCACAUGCUGAUGGGCCGGGCCCGUCGUUUCCGCCUUCCCUCCCCUGCGCGUUCCUCUGCCGCUCUCCAGGUACAGGACGCCAUCGUGGACUUAACACUCCCGCAGCCGCAGAGCAUCGAGCUGCCCGUCGUUGCGCCUUCCGUGUACCACAAGCCGUACCGCUUCGCAUAUGGCAUCAACAAGCUCGACCCGAAGCUGCAUCACACCUUUGCGGAUGGCAUCAUCAAGCUUGACAUGGCCUCGUCUUCGGACGGCACUCCGGGCAGCGGGACCAAGGUGUGGCGCAAACCCGCACACACGCCCUCUGAGCCGAUUUUCGUCCCGCGUCCGGGCGGGACGAGUGAAGACGACGGUGUGCUUCUGAGCGUCGUGCUCGACGAGGAUGCCAUGAGGAGCAGCAUGGUCGUUCUGGAUGCGAAGGAGAUGACGGAGCUUGCUAGGGCUGAGAUGAAGACCGUGUUCCCUAUCGGUUUUCAUGGAGUGUUUGCGGCGCAAAAGUUAUGA